This is a messenger RNA of Umbelopsis ramanniana AG, 1425 nucleotides long. RefSeq lists its product as uncharacterized. The transcript is spliced from 2 exons. NCBI's taxonomy places the organism in Eukaryota, Fungi, Mucoromycota, Umbelopsidomycetes, Umbelopsidales, Umbelopsidaceae. The record is from RefSeq and is a predicted model, not a curated record. Gene Ontology annotation, biological process: biosynthetic process. Bases 1 to 1425 code for a protein of 474 amino acids. Gene Ontology annotation, molecular function: L-alanine:2-oxoglutarate transaminase activity; pyridoxal phosphate binding.
AUGAACGCUCAUAUAAAGAAUGUAGAAUACGCUGUCCGUGGUGAAUUGGCCAUCAAGGCUGAAGCCCUCCGGGACCAAUUAAACAAAACGAACAGCUUACCAUUCAAAACCAUUGUCAACUGCAACAUUGGUAAUCCUCAACAACUUCAACAAAAGCCCAUCACUUUUUUUCGCCAGGUAGCUUCACUGUGCGAUAACCCCGAUCUUCUCCUUUCAGAGAACCGUCACAUUGUGAGUCAGCUUUAUCCAGAAGAUGCCUUACAAAGAGCUGAGGUACUUUUGGAACACAUUGGAAGCGUCGGUGCCUAUUCUCACUCUCAAGGCAUCCCACAUAUUCGUGAAAACGUUGCCAAGUUCAUUGCCGAGAGAGAUGGCUAUGCCGCAGACCCCGAGAAUAUUUAUUUAACUCAAGGAGCUUCGGCUGGUGUUCAAAGCAUCUUAUCUAUCCUUGUAAAAGACAAAUCUACCGGUAUUUUGAUUCCAACUCCACAAUACCCAUUAUACUCGGCAACUUUGUCUCUCCUGGAUGCAACCCCUGUACCUUAUCUCCUCGAUGAAAGUCAGGACUGGUCACUCAACGUUACUGACCUAGAGACGAGCGUCAGUACCGCACGUGCAAAUGGAACAGAUGUUCGUGCUUUGGUCAUCAUCAACCCAGGCAACCCAACUGGACAAUGUUUAUCAGAAGAAAACAUGCGAGAAAUUAUCGAAUUCUGCUAUACCCAACAAAUCGUCCUUUUGGCCGAUGAAGUCUACCAGACCAACAUCUACGAACCUGAAGCUCGCCCCUUCCAUAGUUUCAAAAAGGUCCUCAUGUCCAUGGAUUCUAUUUUCCAUGACUUGGAACUUGUCUCCUUUCACUCCAUUUCCAAGGGAAUGAUUGGUGAAUGUGGUCGCCGAGGUGGAUACUUUGAAGCUCACGCCAUUGAUCCUGAGGUUAUGUCUCAGAUUUAUAAAAUUGCCUCUGUCUCACUUUGCCCCAAUGUACACGGUCAGAUAUUGGUCGAUUUAAUGUGUCAACCACCCAAGCAGGGCGACCCGUCGUUCGAAAAGUACAGUCAAGAAAUUGGCUCCAUCUACAGCUCACUUCGACGAAGAUCUCGCAAACUCGAAGCUUGCUUCAACUCUUUGGAAGGUGUCACCUGUAAUCCUGCCUAUGGAGCCAUGUACCUUUUCCCUCAAAUUCGCUUACCCGCUAAGGCUAUUGCUGAUGCAGAAGCCCAUGGCAAAGCCGCUGAUAAUUUCUACUGUCUCGAAAUGCUUGAUGCUACUGGCGUCUGUGUUGUUCCUGGUAGUGGAUUCGGUCAAAAGGAAGGCACAUGGCAUUUCCGUUCUACCUUCUUGCCACCUGAAGACCUUUUCGAUGACUUCUGUGAGAAUCUUACCAAUUUCCACAAGCAAUUCAUGAACAAGUACAGAGAUUAG